CCGAGCUUAAGCGACUUACGUCCCCAAAGUGGUCUACACCAAUCCACAAGCACAGAAUUCGCCAGCCAAUUGCCCAGUGCACAGUCUUGAGUGCUAUCGGCAGAUGCCUGUACAAGCUCCGGCCACUACCUUGAUAAGCUCCGGAACCAGGCACAUGCCUCGACUUCACCCAUACCUGUCCUCGUGAGCAAGCUUGACAACACGCUCCAUGGCCCAUCCACCAACACCAAGUAUUCCUUCUCCAUGCUUCAUAUAAAAUCAUUUUAGCUUGGAUUUGCUCUUGGCUCUGAAUCUCCACGACCUCCCCGUCAAUCGCUCUUCCUCGCUGUCUCGAGUAACGCAACGACACAGCUCCCCUCCAUCCAAAAACACCACCAUGUCUUUUUUCGAUCGCAUAGCAAGCCCCCAUCGCAACUCGCCGGGUCUACCUUUCCACAAACCUCCGAUCCGAUCACCUAGCGAAUAUCAGCUCAACGAACUAGAUCCUCGACCUGACGAUGUCUUAUCGGCCGAUGGGGACCUGCCUAGAGCUUGGCUGGCCGACUAUGAGGAAUCAGCGACGUCUCGUGGGCAAUCCCCAAGCACAUGGCGGGACAAGGGCAGUCCAGCCCAGUCAUACUCCAAGAUGAAGCCGAGGGCAAUGUUUGCUGGUCCACCGCCGCCGAUAACUGCGUCGAUGAUGCUCAGCAAGGACUCGGCCCGGGCAAACUCUGUUGGCCCUUCAGGUCGCAGCAAACAUACUCCCUACAGUCUUCUUGGUGGAAGCCCUACCGAAGCAAAUAGCGUACUGUUCGAUCAUAGACGUGAAGCCGGUGCGCACAACACAGACUCCAUCUGGCGAGGCCUGCGGAGGCAAGAGAAGGCUCUGGAGCAAGACGUCCAGCGAUUGCUUGAUCAACAGGCCGCCGCGUUGGCAGCUGGAUCUGGCAAUGAGAAUGAUGCCUCCAGCACAGGCAGCAGCACACCAACUGGCACCUUUUACUCUACAAAAAGCUCCAAAUCGAGAAUGACUAGCUCCCUCUACGUACCACCUCGGGCAACCCGCGACGGCAACGUGGUUCCAAUCCGGCAGCCAGCGAACGAUAAGCCCCCUGGGUUGAAAUCUACACGGGACGAUCUCCGGAAAUUGAUUGCCUCCAUGACGAAGCUCAAACGAGACGAAAAUGCCCACAUAGAAGACGCCAUGGCCCAACGAGAAGACGCUCUCAACUACCUGGACGGGCUAGGUACCAGGAAAUCUGAUAUUCAAGCAGAGCUGCGCGAUCUGGAGGAAAACGGCGACGAACCGCUGGCGAAAGAGCUGCGAGAGCUAGGUACACAGCAUGGUGCCCUGAGCGAAGAAAUCCGACAGCUUGAGGAGAGAUUAGCCGCUAUGCGCUUCCAGUGCCGUACAUUGGAAGAGCGAAUGGACGACAUUAAGAACAAAAGAGAAGCAGGGCUUAGUGGAUAUCACGGCGCAUUAAGAGACGUGACAAACGAAGUCAAGGCAUUUGUACAGCAUCCACCAAUUCUACCACUUGACCCGGAUCUCCUAAACCACGGCGGCGAGGUUGAGGGAGAUCCAGCAGCUUUAGGGGGAGUUGAGUUUAUGCGACUCAUCCCUGAGCGGCGGACACUAGAAAUGGCAAAAUCGUGGUGGGAAGCAGAGAUGUCAGUAUUGGAGCGCUGCAAAGAGCGGAUCGAUACAGAUCGGCUCGCAUUGGAAGAGGGGGGCCAAGUUUGGGACAAGGUUACGCAGCUGGUAUCUACAUACGAAGCAGAUUUACGACAAGCUAUGCAGAAUGGAGCAUCAUCCCCUUCAGACUCGACCUCAAAAGGCAAAGAAAAAGUGUCAUCUCUGGAAGAAAUCAUAUCGUCCCAGCUUUCACGAAUGAAGCAGGUGAUUGAGGAGCUGGAGAGCUACAUGCGGCUGGCGGAAGAAAAGCACUGGAAUCUUUUGAUUUGCGCCAUUGGCGCAGAACUAGAAGCCUUUAAAGAGGGUGCCACUGUCUUUGAAGGCUUGGUCCAUCCUCCUGAGGAGCAUCCCGAGGAGCAUCCCGCCAGCACUCAGGAUGAGCCGAGUGAAGCAAAGCCAGAGCCAGAAGAUCGACCUACGCAACAAAAUAGCCACUCAGCUGAUGAAGAGAGCGACAAUGAGGUGCCCCCAGACCUACUCGGCGGGGAACAGGACAGAGAUGAUGAGCAUGCUCAUGCGGUCAACACUGAUGGCGCGCCGCUGCGUAGGUACGACAGUGAGAACGAAGUGCCGCCGGAGUUUCUGGCAGAGCACGCAUAGGGUGUGGCAAUCCCUGUCUUUUCUCUCGGCUCUCUGGCCAGUUCAAACGACACUCUCGAUUGACGGCGUCUCUUGCUGGUGUGUCUUUAUUCGGUGGUGGUUCUUCAGACGAUUGGAGUUAUACCCUGGACUACUACGUAUUUUGUGAUUAUCCUAUUAUGAUUUUCUUUUAGCGUGUAAAGUAGCCUUGGAACGUUAGAUUCUAGAGAAUGAAAUUAAUGAUUAAGCGAUGAG
This is a messenger RNA of Trichoderma harzianum CBS 226.95, 2509 nucleotides long. RefSeq lists its product as hypothetical. Bases 377 to 2275 code for a protein of 632 amino acids. The record is from RefSeq and is a predicted model, not a curated record. The transcript has a single exon. NCBI's taxonomy places the organism in Eukaryota, Fungi, Ascomycota, Sordariomycetes, Hypocreales, Hypocreaceae.